UUCGACGAGACGGCCUGCUGGAUCACCGUGGGCAACUGCCUGCACAAGACCACCGUGCUGGCGGGCACCGCCUAUCUCUUCACCCCGCUGGCCCUGCCCUUGGAUUACUCCCACUACAUCUCGCUGCCCGCCGGCGUGCUCAGCCUGGCCUGCUGCACCCUCUACAGCAUCUCCUGGCAGUUUGACCCCUGCUGCAAGUACCAGGUGGAGUACGACGCCUACAAACUGUCCCGUCUGCCCUUGCACACACUCACUUCCUCCACCCCGGUGGUGCUGGUCCGGAAGGACGACUUGCACAGAAAGAGACUGCACAACACGAUAGCACUGGCCGCCCUGGUGUACUGUGUAAAGAAGAUUUACGAACUCUAUGCCGUAUGAUUGCAGUAGGACGGGGAGAGAAGCAAACGACCCAGCCCACGAGAGACGACCCG
Molecule: messenger RNA, 431 nt
Organism: Mustela erminea (ermine)
Lineage: Eukaryota; Metazoa; Chordata; Mammalia; Carnivora; Mustelidae
Product: transmembrane protein 11, mitochondrial-like
Exons: 1
Biological process (GO): inner mitochondrial membrane organization
Cellular component (GO): mitochondrial inner membrane
Source: RefSeq, a predicted model, not a curated record